Molecule: messenger RNA, 2786 nt
Organism: Eurytemora carolleeae
Lineage: Eukaryota; Metazoa; Arthropoda; Copepoda; Calanoida; Temoridae
Gene: barr
Product: condensin complex subunit 2
Exons: 15
Coding region: 54-2207 (717 amino acids)
Biological process (GO): mitotic chromosome condensation
Cellular component (GO): condensin complex
Molecular function (GO): chromatin binding
Source: RefSeq, a predicted model, not a curated record
CACAAGUUUUUAUUACAGAUAUUAGUGAAAGAGUCUCCUUUUUCGGCGGCUAAAUGUCGGCGGGACGGUUGAAACGACGAUCAAGUAUCGGGUUCCCGGGAGCUAGACGGGACCCGGAAUCUACUUUUACUGACGAUCAGGAUGAUGAUAUUGUGGAUGAGGAAGCGGAAAGAAGAGAGCGUAAUCUGCAGAGAAAACAGCAACUGCGCGCCCAACAUCUUGAUUCUCCUUCAUCUAGUCAGGAGUCUAAUAAGGAUAGAAGAUCCGUGGGAGGCAUUUCAGGUUUAACCGCUACCCAGCUGGCCGAGCACUACAACAACUGUAUCAAGCUGUCAGCUGAGAACAAGAUCUCGACGAAGAAUGCUUUCAACCUCCAGCUGAUCGACUACAUGGCUCAGAUGAUCAGGAAGAAGGAGAGUGAUAUGUCAAAUUUCCAAGUUGCUGCUGGAACAUUGGACGCUUCUACCAAAAUAUACGCAUACAGGGUUGACGCCGUCUACGGAGAUACACUGAAGAUUGCACACGGACUAGGACAAUCUAAAAAAGAGGACGAGGCUGAAAGAGAGAGAGAUGGAGAGGAUGGGGAUAAUGAAGAGGAUGACCGGAACCAACCUGAUAAGAAGAUAAGAAAACGGAUAAAACGCGCCAACACAGUAGAAAAAAACAUUAAAAAUUUAAACAUAGUAAAGUUCGAACAGGAGUUCGACGUCGAUCCUCUCUUUAAGAAGAAGUCGAGUGAACUCGAUGGCGCUGUCGGCGGAAAUCAGUUUCUUUCCACUCUUGAGGUUCGAGAUGAAACCGGAGAACUUAUCCUAGAUUCAGAGUCGAGAUUAAGUUCUGAUAUCCGAGACCGAAGUCCUACUAAAGGUAGUGUAGGGAGUAGUACCUGUGAAAUGUUGAACUGGAACCUACCAGAAACUGCGCAAAUCUGCGAAACCUUCUCUCUGUUUAGUUUCACCACAUGGUCUCCAGACUCUAAUGAUGAUGAUGAAUAUAAUAGGUUAAAUGAAAGUAUAUCUGCAAGCCAGGAGGAGAAACAGAAGGAACAGGAUUCAUCUCAGAAGGAACACGCCUUUGAUGCCUUCGCUGUCCCGGAACCUGUGGACGACGACGGCGUAUACGAAGAUGGUGUAGCCGACAAUGAUUAUGACGACGAAGUCAGUGAUUUCAGCGAGCGAGCACACGGCCACGCAGCUGGACCACUGGCGAGAGGAUUUACAGCUACCCUGCCGAUGACGACGGCGGACAUGUUGUCUGCGCUGACGACAGCCCCCCUGGAGUACUCGUAUUUUGAUCAGGGUAAGCUGGGGGCCUGGGCCGGACCUAAACAUUGGAAAUUUAAACCAAUGUCCAGGCUUAACCCAGACGGAGAGAAAACUAAAGGAAGGAAAAAGAAGGAGAUACAGAAGCUUGAUUUUGAUGCUUACGACGUGGAUGAGGAGAAGGAAAAGAUGGACACGGUUGAAUUCCUCCUCUCUAAACCUAAAAAGGCGAUCAUGUUGGUGGAUAAGACUAUGAAGGGGUGGAACAGGGAGAAGACCACCUUGCCCGAGGAUCUCCACUACUCAGGACACGAGCUCGUCAGGUUAAAGGGAUGCGAUCAAAUAAUUGUGGUUGGGCACAAGAGUGCUGCUGAGAUGCAGGUGGAUGAUGUUGAAGAUUAUGACUACGACAACCCUGCGGACAGAAAUGAUUAUUGUCCCGACGUGGAUGAUGAUCAAGAUGCCUACGGUGGUGAUUAUGUUAGUGGAGGAGAAACCAUGUUAGGUUCUAGCCUAGAGCCGAAUUCUCAAUCCGACCUUGUCUCCCAGGGUGAAUACGGUGCAGAUGAUCUAGUUGAAGCCCCCAAGAUGGUUGACAAGGCUGCCCUGCAAAUUGGUUACGCCAAGACUGCCAAGAAGGUUGACAUGAAGCGGAUCAAGGCAGUUACCUGGAAUAUCCUUACUCAGGCUAGUACCGAGGAUAAGGAGAACGUAGGAGGGUCUCCAGAGAAGGUAUCUGAGAAGGAGGAGGAGGGGAAGGUGCAUGAAACCUCCUUCUCUCAUAUAUACCGUCUUCUUAAACAACCCCGCCGUCUACCCCCUAAGAUGACGGAGAAUCUCUCCGUUCCCCUCGCUUUUCUUGCUCUCUUGCAUUUGUGUAAUGAGCAGAACCUAGAGAUCGACCAGAAUCCAAAUCUUAAGGAUUUCACGAUACAUCAAGCCUAAAUAAGGAAACAAAAUUCAUGGAUUUCACAACACAUAAAGCAUUAAAUAGGAAACAAAAUUCGAGGAUUUCUUCUUGUACACUGUGACACAAGUCCGCCAAUCCAUCCAAUAUAAAUCAGUCAAGUCCUAAAAUCUAAAAUGGGAGUGAGUGUUUGAUAUGAAUUGAAUCAAUUGUUUUAAUUUAAUGGAAGUUUUCAAUAGUUGUAUGUUGAUAGGGAAUCGUCAUGAAAAAAAUAAUGAUUUUAUCAUUACUAUUUAUAUGUUGAUCUGGUUGUUAGCUAGCCCAGUCUCUAAAAACUUCUACCAAUCCAGCGCUUUUUAGUUUGCAAUGCCCUGCACUGCGCCUCAUUUUAAAGAUUCAAGGCCUUUCCCUUAGUUUCGCCGUUUUAUCGAAGUUCUAUGGCGUUAUGACAGAUUGGUUGAAAAUUUAAGUAUUUCUUAACUGUUUUUUAACAAUAUUUCUUCAGGACUAUUCAAAAUAUAUAUUAGCUAUGUAAACUGUUGCCUCUUAAACUAAAAAUAGUAUAUUAUUGUAUUUAAAAAAUGCAGUACCUGAAUAAAUGGAUAUUAACAAGUAUA